Molecule: messenger RNA, 1573 nt
Organism: Etheostoma cragini (Arkansas darter)
Lineage: Eukaryota; Metazoa; Chordata; Actinopteri; Perciformes; Percidae
Gene: ankrd46b
Product: ankyrin repeat domain 46b
Exons: 5
Coding region: 172-858 (228 amino acids)
Molecular function (GO): protein binding
Source: RefSeq, a predicted model, not a curated record
GGACAGUAGGGGGCGACCAACGCCUGAACGUUGCUAAGGAAACCGAAGAACUAGCAUCACAACAACAACACGGCUCGCAACGUUAGCUCAAAGAAGAGCGGAGUGAAUUUUUUUCUGCUAAUUCGGAACAUAUUAACAGGUACGCUGGAAUUUUCUGAUACCCACUCGGACAUGUCCUAUGUCUUCAUCAAUGACUCGUCGCAGACUAACGUGCCCCUGCUGCAGGCCUGCAUCGAUGGAGACCUGCCGUUCGCCAAGAGGCUCCUGGAGACGGGCUGCGACCCCAACAUCCGAGACAACCGGGGUCGCACCGGCCUGCACCUAGCCGCCGCGCGAGGGAACGUGGAGAUAUGCCGGCUCCUGCACAAGUUCGGGGCCGAUCUGCUGGCGACUGAUUACCAAGGAAACACAGCUCUGCAUCUCUGUGGUCAUGUGGACACGAUACAGUUCCUGGUCUCCAACGGGCUGAAGAUCGAUAUCUGCAACCACAACGGCUCCACCCCUCUGGUGCUGGCGAAGAGACGCGGCGUCAACAAGGACGCCAUCCGUCUGCUGGAGGGACUGGAGGAGCAGGAGGUGAAGGGCUUCAACAGAGGACCCCACUCCAAACUGGAGACCAUGCAGAUGGCCGACAGCGAGAGUGCGAUGGAGAGCCACUCCCUGCUCAACCCCAACCUGCAGAGCAGCGAGGGCGUCCUGUCCAGCUUCAGGACCACCUGGCAGGAGUUUGUGGAGGACCUGGGCUUCUGGAGGGUCCUGCUGCUGCUGGUGGUCAUCGCCCUCCUCUCCCUGGGCAUCGCCUAUUACGUCAGCGGAGUCCUGCCUUUCUCCAGCAGCCAGCUGGAGCUGGUGCACUGAGCGAGGGCGGGGUGAUGUCGUGCUGAGAACACGUGUUUAAGUAUUGUGUAACAUAACCCUUUAAAAUGAGAUCCCCGUGGAAGCUGCUUUUAAAACAAGUCUCUGGUCUGGUUUUAAUGCGGUUCUAGAAAGACAGGUGUCCUUUAAUGUCCUUCUUACUGUACGCUCUGUUACAAGCUGUUUGUUGCCAACUUUUUCUAUCUUUUAUUUUCCUACUCCUCCCAUCUUUCAGCUGUUAUUUAUCAAUUGUCGUCUGUAUUCUUUCUGCACGCUGUGUGUUUUUCUUGCUUUCUUCGCCAAUUCCCUCCAUCUGGUAUUGCAGCUGGAGCCAGUUUACUGUAGUAGUGAUAACUGGAAGUUGAUUCCUCGUGUUGCAUCGCCUGCUGACGUAGAGAAGCUCCUCGGCUGAGCGCCUUGGUGAGAGAGAGAAGACAUUCCCGUCAGAAGCACGCUGCUGUGAUGCAUUAAUAUCGGCCAUGUUGUUAGGAACCUCACACAUGGAACCAUGUUUAAUAACUGUGGGGUUAUGGCACCAAAUUAGGACUUGUUUUGUUGUAUUUUCAUUUUAAUGUUCUUUGUAAACCACGUUUUAUAUGUUGGAGGUUUUCCACCCGAUGAUUGUCUCUGCACUACAUCACAUUCGAAGGAAAUCCUGAUUUAAUGUGGAAACAUAAUAAUAACAUCAUGUGUAUGACUCUAAUCAACAAGAUGACUC